UUUAAGGCAACAGGGGUUCUUCGGCAAAUUAUCCAAAAUGGAAAGCAAUCAAAAGAUGGAGAUGGAGAGGGAACAGCAGAGGAGAGAAGAAUCGAAGAAGAUGGAGCAACAACCGCCGCACUAUAUUUCUCCGAUGAAGCCAUUGACGGAAAGUGCUUACGGCGGAGGAAUGUACGGCGGCGAGGAAGGCGAAGAGCGAAGCCUGCAGAAGAAACCUGCGAGCGAGACGCAGAGCGCCGAUGGACCUGUUGAAAGGGAAAUGAAGCCGAAGCAUGCGCCUCCGCCGUCCUCCGGCGACAGAGACAUCGAUAUCACAGGGCAAUCGUAUUUUCAGUAGCCUGCAAAGUUCGUGGCUGCCGAUUGCGUUUUGUAUAUAUACGUGUUUUAAGUUUUAAUAAUGGCGAUUAGGCAGUUUGUAUAGUGUAAUCUGGUUCAUUUCUUUGCUCGAUUAUGCGUUUUCGAUGAAUAUCUCUAUAUGAUUGCUAUACUCGGGGCGGAGCCAGGAAUUCCACUAUAUAUACAA
Benincasa hispida (wax gourd) is the source of this 523-nucleotide messenger RNA. Its product is annotated as transcription activator-like protein. The record is from RefSeq and is a predicted model, not a curated record. NCBI's taxonomy places the organism in Eukaryota, Viridiplantae, Streptophyta, Magnoliopsida, Cucurbitales, Cucurbitaceae.